GAAGAACAAGUCGCUGUAGACCAGCUGUUAUAUGAAAACAGCUGGGCGAUCAGGGCGAGAAGAGAUAAACAACAAUACAACGAAACACAAUUUUUCAUACACCAAAAGGGCUUCAUCUGUGUGAGCAGGCAGGAUGGCAGGGGCGGAGGUCUACGGCCCUGUUAACCCCUCCUGCAAGAUCAUGACCUUCAGGCCCACCGUGGAGGAAUUCAGAGACUUCAACCGGUACCUGGCCUACAUGGAGUCACAGGGGGCGCACCGUGCUGGCCUCGCCAAGGUGAUUCCUCCUAAGGGCUGGCGUCCUCGGUGUAGCUAUGAUGAUAUUGAUGACCUGGUGAUCCAUGCCCCGAUACAGCAGAUGGUUGCAGGCCAGUCAGGCCUGUUCACUCAGUUCAACAUCCAGAAGAAACCGCUCAGCGUGAAGGAGUUCAGACGCCUCGCCAACAGUGACAAAUAUUGUACUCCCCGCUACCUGAACUAUGAGGACCUGGAGAGGAAGUACUGGAAGAACCUGACUUUCGUAUCUCCCAUAUAUGGAGCUGACGUCCCCGGGAGCCUCUAUGACGAGGGUAUAGAGGAGUGGAACAUCGGCCACCUCAACUCCAUCCUGGAUGUGAUCGAAGAGGACUGUGGUGUGUCUAUCCAGGGGGUGAACACACCCUACCUGUACUUUGGCAUGUGGAAGACCAGCUUCUCCUGGCACACUGAAGACAUGGACCUUUACAGCAUCAACUACCUGCACUUUGGAGAGCCCAAGUCCUGGUAUGCCAUCCCGCCUGAACAUGGGAAGAGACUGGAGAGACUGGCUACAGGUUUCUUCCCCAACGGGUUUAAAGGAUGUGAGGCGUUUCUCCGUCAUAAGAUGACCCUGAUCUCCCCUUCCAUCCUGAAGAAGUACAGCAUUCCCUUCGACAAGAUCACCCAGGAGGCUGGCGAGUUUAUGAUUACCUUCCCCUAUGGUUACCACGCCGGCUUCAACCACGGCUUCAACUGUGCCGAGUCCACCAACUUCGCCAGUGUCCGAUGGAUCGACUACGGCAAGGUGGCCACGCAGUGUACAUGCAGUAAAGACAUGGUGAAGAUCAGUAUGGAUCCCUUUGUGAAGUGGUUCCAACCGGACCGCUAUGCUGUAUGGAAGCUGGGGAAAGACUCCUGUCCUCUGGAUCACACCCGAGCCACGCCCGCCACCACCCCAGAACUGCAGAACUGGCUACAGCGCAGCCGGGUCAAGACUCCUGUGAACAGCAGUCUCCCACACCCACGGACCAGAUCCAAGCGCCUGAGGACCAGCGAGGAACCUGUAGCCUUGGAAGGGUGCUCUGUCCUGGGUAGGAGGAGAGGCCUCGGAGGCACCCUGGGUCCCAAGGUCCGGAGAGGCUGCAGGGCUGGGGAGGAUGAGGAGGAGGAUGAGGAGGAGGGAGAGGAUCAGACUGAGAAUACACUCCGGCUCCCUGGUCCUUGCCGGCAGAUGUGUGUGGUGAAAGUCAACAGAAUGGAAGUGGAGAGUGACCGGUUGGCCUUCCCCUGUCCUCCUGAACCUCUGCGCCCCUCGUCUUUCCCCUCGCCCUCACCCUCGCCCUCUUCCGACUUCGCUUCUCGCCCCUCUCCCUCUCUGACCCCUGUCUCAGUGGACACCACAGAACAAGGGACAGGGGUAGGGACUCACCCCUCACCCCAUCUGCAUCCCACUAACCCCCCACAGAACCCCUCAGGGUCAGAGUUCGCAGAGGUCAUUAAAGGACCCCAUCAGAGGUCCGAGGCUGCCCCUACACCUGCCCGAUCAGAAAGAAGAGAAAUCCCCGGAGGACCGUUUAAGUCAGUAUGUAUAGAAUCUACUCCACUGGGACUGGUCCCUGACGACUGCUCUAUGGAUGUCCACCCCUCUCCAGACCCCUUACGGACCAGGUUACCUUCCCCCAGAACGGUGCACCCGACUGGGGCUCAGGGGUGUACGGACUCAGCCUGUGGCCCUGGAGCUUUUCAAUCAAGCUCUUCUUACGUAGAGAAGUCGUCUCUAAACCUAACCUCAACCCUAGCCCCCAGCACUGAGUAUACAAUGGAUACAUGUCAAGGUACUGCGGUUAAUACUAACACCACUACUACUACUACUACGACGCACAGCAGUCACAAGUCUGAAAGCAGAACACCAGCACUUUAUAAUGACAUUUACACUAAUACUGACUCUGGGCCCAGAGGACGUGUUAUUUCCAGCCUGAGUUCUGGUCCGGCUAACUUGUUCAGGUGUAGUGAACCAAACUGCCCUCCUAUUGAAAAGUGUUCCUCUCUUCCUAUGUCUACUACACACAACUGUGUCCCCAUACAAAACCCUUCCCUUCCGAGGUGUAGUUUACAAGACUGUUCCCCUCCUCUCCUCCAGUUGAACAACGGGGUCGACAUGCCCUUCCUCACUCCAGAACUGUCUGGAGAGACGAGGUUCUGCCCGCCCCUGCCGCCCGUUCUCACCCAGGAGAUGCCCUCCCUCACCCUCGCCGUCAGCGGAGGUCACACCGAGAUCAAAGGGCCGAGGUUGUCGUCGUCGUCGUCCUCCUCGACCGGGCGACACGGUGGUGCUCUAACCUUACCGGAUUUACCGGACGGUCACCCGGUCCUCGCCCCCGUGCUCCAACGCGAGACGCCCACGACCCUCUCGUCAGAAACAGAAACGUUAACGGACGAGGUGUGCGAGGUAGAGUUGGCGUCGAAGAAGUCGGAGGACGAGGAUUUUCGACCGUUAGCGCCUUACAGCGACUGGUGCUUGGGUUCUACUGAAGACCACCAUAGACCAGAGCUGGAUUUACAGUUAGCUAGUGAAACUAGCGACGCUCAACCCAAAAUGGCCGCCUCUGAUCACAAAAUGGCCCCCUCUCGGCACUCUGGACCUACUGAAGACCACCACCAUAGGCCAGAGCUGGAGUUACAGGUAGCAGCUUACGCGGCUAGUGAAACUAGCGACGCUCAACCCAAAAUGGACGCCUCUCUGCACAAAAUGGCCGCCGCCACUUCCCAUCUAGAAGCACUACCAAUCCAAACAUUGUCUGAGGCAGUACUGACCACCGAGAACCACUGUAGUCGAACCUCCGCGGAGACCCAUGCUAGCAAUAAUAACCACAUGCUCUGUGACGUUACACUACUGCCAACGCAGCAAAUCCAGAAACACAGGUCCUCGACGGCAACUGCAGCAGUAUCCAUGGACUCCAACUCAGAAGGAUCCUCUCAAAGAGACAAUGUAUUUAGAGACUCCAGUACUAAGUGUUUAUAUCUAGCUAGCACCAGUUUGACUUCUAAAGAUAAGUUGACCCACUCUUCUGAGCUGAGUGAAUUAAAUGACAAUUCAGCAACAUUACAACACCAAAACAACAACGACCAAACUCCACACUCAAACAUGGAUGCCGUUUGUAGUUCCCGAAAUGUGGAAUCCAUUUGUAGUUCCCAAAACGUGGAUUCCAUUUGUAUUUCUCGAAACAUGGACUCUGUUUGUAGUUCCCAAAGCCUCUACCUGGAGCCCAAACCUUUCUCAGACGGCAUCUGGAAGAACCUCAACUCCCAGAGUCCUGCGGUGCUCAUCGAGAGCCUCCACCACCCGGAGCUCCCCGCCGACUAUACUCACGAUGCACUGCCCUACACCAUGUGGACCGAGCCGCAGUGCAAAGAGGUCACAGACCUCGAUCACGAAACUGAGACGGACGACCAGGACCCAGAGGGACAUGGGGACGGGCCUCUCACCUGGGCCCAGCUGGAGUCCACCUCUCUGGGGUCGGCCGGUGUCGGGGAGCCCCUGGGCCUCUGUGGAGACUUUGAGCUCCAGAGAGGGGAGGUGGAGGCAGCGGAAGCCCUGGCUCUGUGCAGGGAACUGGGGGUGGAGAGGGAGGCCGAGGGGGCUCUAGAACCUGACCCUCCUGUAUCGCCCUUGGAGGAGAGACUGGGGGAAGGAGAGGAGGAGGAGGGGGUGUCAGAUAUGGAAGAGGGAGAUUCGGAGGAUGAGGGGCAGAGCAGCACGAGGGGGGAGAGUAGUAGUGAGUCAUCGGAAGGAGAGGCUGAAGAAGAGGAGGAAGAAGGGGAGGAAGACUAUGAUAAUGAUUUGAGCGACUUUGAGUGUGGCGACUCGGGGCUGGAACCUGGAGAGGUUUGCACUUACCCUGCUGCUCCGCUGGUGAAGAGAACCAGUAAGAGCUGGCGUCGCCCUCUGAGGAAGCCCACCGCCCGGGCCGUGCCCUCCACUGUCAAACAGGCUGUCAGCGACGACGAACCCCCUGAGGCGUCUUUGAUGGAGGAGCAGGAGGCUGAGCCAUGGGCUAAGCCCCUCCUCUUCCUGUGGCAGAACAGGAAGUGUUACUUCACGGCGGAGAGAGAGUACAACGCUAACGCAGCCAAGAUGUUGCCGCACUGCGCUGUCUGCACACUGUUCAUGCCCUACUACCAG
This is a messenger RNA of Salvelinus namaycush (lake trout), 4420 nucleotides long. RefSeq lists its product as uncharacterized. Gene Ontology annotation, molecular function: histone H3K36 demethylase activity; histone H3K9 demethylase activity. Gene Ontology annotation, cellular component: nucleus. The record is from RefSeq and is a predicted model, not a curated record. The transcript has 13 exons. Lineage: Eukaryota; Metazoa; Chordata; Actinopteri; Salmoniformes; Salmonidae. Gene Ontology annotation, biological process: chromatin remodeling. The annotation marks the transcript as partial.